AUGGUACCACAAAUUGAAGGAGUAUUGUCACUGAAGAAAAUGUUAGAUCAUCUUAAAUUGAAACAAAUUGGUGGUCUUAAAACUGAAACAAUUAUUCGAUUAAGCCAAUUUGUUAUGCAAAAUAAUUAUUUCUCAUAUGAUGGUCAAUAUUAUCAUCAAAUUCGUGGUGGAGCAAUGGGUUCUCCACUUACUUUAACCAUAGCUAAUUGUUAUAUGUUCUUUUAUGAACGAGAUAUUGUUAAACAAAUUGAAGAUAGUGGUGGACUUUACCUCCGAUAUAUUGAUGAUAUAUUUAUUACAAUUAAUUGGCCAGCUUGA
This is a messenger RNA of Rotaria sordida, 318 nucleotides long. Lineage: Eukaryota; Metazoa; Rotifera; Eurotatoria; Philodinida; Philodinidae. The record is from the annotation of a GenBank genome assembly.